Phoenix dactylifera (date palm) is the source of this 2147-nucleotide messenger RNA. Its product is annotated as cytochrome P450 90D2-like. The record is from RefSeq and is a predicted model, not a curated record. NCBI's taxonomy places the organism in Eukaryota, Viridiplantae, Streptophyta, Magnoliopsida, Arecales, Arecaceae. Gene Ontology annotation, molecular function: oxidoreductase activity, acting on paired donors, with incorporation or reduction of molecular oxygen, NAD(P)H as one donor, and incorporation of one atom of oxygen; iron ion binding; heme binding. Gene Ontology annotation, biological process: brassinosteroid biosynthetic process; multicellular organism development; brassinosteroid homeostasis.
CGAGUCAAUCAUACAUCUACAGGAGUGGGGACUAUUCAACCAAUUUAAAUGUAGCCUUGUACUUUAGCUUCAAAAACAAACUUCCAUCCAACCCUUUACUUCUCUCUCUCUCUCUCUCUCUCUCUCUCAAAGUCUAUGCAAAGAUGGACAAGUUGCUGAUGAUGUGCAUGGCAACAGUCAUGGUGUUCAUCACUGUGAUGUUUUGUAAAAGUUGGAAGAAGAAGAGGAUGAGAGGGAGAAGAAGAAGCCAACUCCCUCGAGGAAGCCUCGGAUGGCCUUUUAUUGGGGAGACGCUGGAAUUCAUGUCAUGCGCAUACUCACCUUGCCCUGAGAGGUUCAUGGAAAAGCGUCGGAUCAUGCAUGGGAAAGUAUUCAAGUCGCACAUCUUUGGCAGCCCCACCAUUGUGUCGACAGAGGCUGAGGUCAACAGGUUUAUUCUACAGAGCGAUGCAAGUAUAUUUGUGCCAUCCUAUCCAAAAUCCCUUACUGAAUUGAUGGGAAAGUCCUCCAUUCUAUCGAUCAAUGGUAGCCUGCAAAGGAGAGUUCAUGGGCUCAUUGGUGCCUUCCUCAAAUCCUCAAGCCUUAAGGCUCAGAUCACCCUCGACAUGCAUAACUACUUGAAGGCAUCAAUGGCCUGCUGGAAGGAUGAUCGGCUAAUCUACAUCCAAGAUGAAACGAAACAUAUGGUGUUCGAAGUACUGGUGAAAGGGUUGAUAGGUCUUCAGCCAGGGGAUGAGAUGCAGUUUCUAAAGCAACAGUUCCGGGAAUUUAUUGCUGGUCUGAUUUCUUUACCUGUGAAGCUACCCGGGACUAGACUCUACAGAUCACUGCAGGCCAAGAAGAGAAUGGUAAUGCUUGUGCGAAAUAUCAUCCAAGAUAAGAGAAGGAGCAGAGGUUGCAACCCAAGAGAUGUCAUCGAUGUGUUGCUCCAUGAUUCUAGCAAUCAACUAACCGAUGAUCUUAUAUCAGACAAUAUUAUCGAUCUGAUGAUCCCUGGCGAGGAUUCUGUGCCCAUGCUCAUGACGCUUGCAAUAAAAUACCUCAGCGACUGCCCUCUUGCUCUCCAACAGUUGGAGGAAGAAAGCAUGCAACUAAAGAGACGAAAAUCUUUACUCGGGGAAGAUUUGUGCUGGACUGACUACAUGUCCUUAGCUUUCACGCAAAACGUUAUAAUGGAGACACUGCGAAUGGGAAACAUCAUCUUGGGCGUCAUGCGCAAGGCCAUGAAAGAUGUGGCGAUAAAUGGGUACUUCAUACCGAAGGGAUGGUGCGUCUUUGCCUACUUUAGAUCAGUUCACCUGGACGAGAACCACUAUGGUGACCCUUAUAGUUUCAACCCAUGGAGGUGGAAGGAUAAGGACAUAGCGGCUUGUAGCUUUACUCCCUUUGGAGGUGGACAGAGGCUUUGCCCCGGGCUUGAUCUGGCCAGGCUUAAGGCUUCCAUCUUCCUUCACCACAUGGUUACCAGUUUCACGUGGGUAGCUGAGGAGGACCACGUAGUCAACUUUCCGACAGUACGGAUGAAGAAUAAGAUGCCUGUCAGAGUAGCAAGGAAGAAAUCCUCCGCUGGCCAAGGUGAGAGAUCCGGUUGUACCACUGUGGGAGAAAGGAAGCAAAGGAUCCACAUCCAAUGCUUAGACAGUCAAAGGUUGUAGGUUUCUAUGCAUGUAAAGGUCGCCAUCCUAGGUAAAUAAGCAGGGAAAUAUGGGUACUGUGGGGGCCACAACCUAUACAAAUCAAAUCCCUGCGUGUGAAACACUUAAAACCUAUAGAUGCAUCCACAACCUUGACCAAGAAAGUAAUUGAGUAGUAGUCAAAUGGUCCUGGUCUUUGACCAAGAAAGGGAGUCAGAAUCUUUUAGACUUCAAGUCCUCAAAGGGUUGGGCUCUAGGAGGAUGCAGGCCCUAGAGGACAAAGGUUGGUAGGCCAACCCUAGGGCACUGCAUUCACUGCACACUGCAUGGCAGAUAGAAGUGAUAUGAAGUCUGUGAAAUAACUGAGCUUCUUCUUUUUCCACCUUUCUUCUUUUUAUUCUAUACAGAUGUCAUCAGUGUAAUCAGACUGUAAUAAGUGUGAUCAGUAAGAUGUGACUAUCUAGAUGUAACAACUGAAAUGCAAGGAGAAGAAAAUCCUCAGGAUUUUAUUUA